Molecule: messenger RNA, 4469 nt
Organism: Toxorhynchites rutilus septentrionalis
Lineage: Eukaryota; Metazoa; Arthropoda; Insecta; Diptera; Culicidae
Exons: 2
Coding region: 10-1983 (657 amino acids)
Biological process (GO): DNA integration
Molecular function (GO): nucleic acid binding
Source: RefSeq, a predicted model, not a curated record
UGCGUGACUAUGGAUUCCGUCUACGUGUGGAGAAGUGCCGAUUUCACCAGGAUCAAAUCAAGUAAGUACCUUGGACAUAUCGUUUCAGCUAAAGGUAUCCAAAUCGAUCCAGCCAAGAUUGCAGCCAUUUCGGAAAUGCCCGCACCAACCGACGUUCCCACCUUGCGCUCGUUCUUGGGUGCAGUCAACUUUUACGGCAAAUUCGUCCGCGAGAUGCACCAACUACGCCAUCCGUUCGACAGCCUUCUGAAAAAGGACACGAAGUUCGAUUGGAGUAAGGAGUGUCAGCACGCUUUCCAAAACAUCAAAAAAGUGCUACACUCUGGUCUGUUGCUCACCCACUACAAUCCAGAGCAAGAGAUUAUCGUGGCAGGAGAUGCGUCAAAAACUGGCAUUGGUGCAGUUAUUCUUCAUCGUUUUCCGAACGGCAUCAUCAAGGCUGUGUCACAUGCAUCGAGAUCGCUGACUGUAGCAGAGCAGAACUAUAGCCAAAUCGAAAAAGAAGCGUUGGCAUUGGUUUUUCCUUGCACGAAGUUCCAUCGUUUGCUGUGGGGUCGCCGGUUCACGUUUCAAACGGACCAUCAACCAUUGCUGAGAAUUUUCGGAUCCAAAAAGGGCAUUCCUGUACAUACCGCAAAUCGGCUCCAACGAUGGGCCCUGACACUUUUGGGAUACGAUUUCAACAUCGAAUACGUAUCAACUCGAGAUUUCGGUUACGCUGACGUACUUUCCCGGCUUAUCAGCAACCAUCCGAAACCCGACGAAGAAGCAGUCAUCGCUAUGGUUCGAGUCGAAGAUGACGUUAGUUCCUGUUUCCAUGACUCUAUUCAAGAUCUUCCAGUCACCCACGAGAGCCUGAAAUUCGCCACUAAGAAGGAUACCGUGCUCCAGAAGGCAAUUUCCUACGCACAAGGUUCCUGGCCAUCACGGUGCGACGGUAUCGAAGUUUUCUGGCCGACAAUAGAUGAAGACAUCACCAACUACGUUCGUAGAUGCCCAAGCUGUGCGAAUGCUGCAAAAUCUCCACCACAUGCUCAACCACAACCGUGGCCCCGAGCUGAAGGACCCUGGCAACGACUCCACAUCGAUUUCGCUGGACCUGUGGAUGGAGAAUAUUAUUUAGUUGUGGUGGAUUCUUUCUCAAAGUGGCCGGAAAUACUGCAAACUCGUUACCCGACUAUUUCCACAACGACCACAUUUCUUCGAGAAUGCUUCGCAAGAUUUGGAAUUCCUACAGUCAUUGUGUCGAGCAAUGGAAGCCAGUUCACUAGUGCUGAAUUCCGUGAUUUCUGCGAAGAAUUUGGGAUCGUCCAUUUCCGUACAGCUCCGUAUCAUCCACAAUAUCAAACGGGCAAGCGGUUUGUGGACACCUUGAAGAGAUCGCUGAAGAAAAUUGUCGACGGAGGAGAGAGGUCAAGCCUUACUGCGCUUCAAACGUUCCUGUACGUCUACAGAUCCAGUCCAUCAGCGGUUCUGAGUGGACAAUCUCCAGCCGAGGUAAUCCUUGGACGCAAGAUGAGGACAACUUCGGACCUGUUACGACCGUCACCCAAACCAGAAUUUCACCCACAACAUCAACCAGUCAAGCGAAGUUUCCUAGCUGGUGCUCGAGUUUAUUCCAAAGUCUACUCUGCAAACGAGAAGUGGAAGUGGAUGCCCGGUGUUGUGCUCGAAGCUAUUGGCAACGUCAACUACAACAUAUUAUUGGACUGCCAAGUUGGUCGACGCAAAGUGCUACGUUCGCACAUUGAUCAACUCCGAACGGGAAUGGAAGAAGUUGCUCCUGCACCAGCACCAUUACCCAUCUUGAUUGACGAUUUUGGACUUACUCCAGCUGAACCAACACCUCAGCUGGACAGAACCCAAUGUUCGAUCCAGAACGAUCAACCAACACCUAAUGAAGUACUGAACUUGGAUCAACCAACAUCCGAUGAGGAGCACGUUGAGUCAGCCGAGGUUCUUGAUCAUCAAGAUACGUUGUAGAGUGAAGGAGAUGAAACUCUACUGUCAAUGGAUGUUCCCCAGCCGAUUUAGACAUUGACACCUUUGCAACGUCCCGUGCGAUCAACCCGGCCACCAAUCAAGUUUCAAGAUUACCACUGCUACCAAAUUAGAGGGGGAGAUGCUACCUUGACUACCAUGACUGUUGAUAGAUCACAGUAGCCAUGCCAGAAGCAGAAGUGACAUGCUUUUAGAUUUGCGAUUACUAUUCUAGUUUUACCUUCCAACUAAUAAAGACAUAAAAUCCUCAAGCUCUCAUAAUUUAUUUGAUUACUGAGAAGGUAACAUUAUUGAACACCUGAAAAAUGUCUAGCGUUAUCUAAGUGAAAAGUUCGCAUUGUGAUUAGUCAAAGUAAUUGUUGAAAGAGCAAAGGGCAUAAGUAAUGUGUGCUCUCUCAGUUGUGCUGUAAAAAAGCGAUGUAGCGAUAAUGAUGCAACAUGUCAAGUUGCAUCGGACGGAGGUAUACAUUAUGUGACUAUGACAUUUUCUGGAUAUGGGCGCCGCAGUACGAGAACAUAAGGGUUGUUCAGCUUUGUUAAUUAGUUAGUAAAGAAAAUGUAACCAAGGAUGAGAACCAGUCUUUAUCGACUGUUGUUUCGGUCGUUGUAAAGAUGGUUGGGAUAAAUGUUUGUCCAGUUUACAAUAAACAAUGGUGAAGGUUAUUUGAUUCAAUGGUUUUCUUUUUUUUUCAGUUUUACUCUAGACAGUUACAACCAACGCCUAUACUGAGGCUGAGACCUCACAUGAAAAUAAGUAUCUGUUUUUGAAGGCUACUAUAGAGUUACAACAAAAUGACGCAAAAGGGCCACCAAAAAAUUCUCUCUCUCAUAUUUUUUUCAAAUAGCGUAGAAAGUUCGUAUCGUUUGCAGAUGAAAAACAUUUCAUUGGAGACUGUUCACGUACCACGUGUAAGAAACAGCACAAUUUUAGACUUCAGUUUGAGAACUCCUCUUUGAUGGACGUCCUGAUUGUUUCUCUGGAAAGAGCCGAAAUUUUUUGAACAAUCUAAACAAUAGUAUAUUUAGUAAAUUGAACGAUACCAGCAAUUUGUUGGCAGAAUUUCUCGAUUCGUAAUGAUCUAUUAUCAGUUUCCGGAUACCCUGUAAACAUUGCGAAUUUCCAACAAAACUAGUCGUUUGGAAGAUUGAAAUUAGAAAUUAGCUCAAUCUUAACAAAGACUUUUGACUAGAAUCGGAAAUUACAUCUUUUGUACUUCUAUCCGGUGCAAUUAUUAUGCAUACGUUUAUCAGAUCGUCGCAGUGAGAUGUCGAAGUGCUAUGUCCCACGAUGCCGGAACAGUAGUGAAACUGAAAGUGACGAAGGUAGCAGGAUAUCUUCCCAUCAUUUUCCGACAAAUGAGUCGUUGAGAUCGAGAUGACAAAUCUUUUUUGGAUACAAAAGUUCUUUUUUCUGUAUCUUAUCAUCAUUACAGUGUUUAUAAUUUUGAAAUGAUUAGUUUCGCAGCAUAUUUGGGUGUAUUGGGAACAAAAACAAAGAAAAACAUGUUCAAAUUUACAUAUAAUUCAAUCGUUUUAAAAACAGUUUUUGUUUCUGUUUUUCCUACCAAUACAUGGACACUGCGGGGAGUAAUAUUCCUUUUAUUUUAUUCACGUUGUGCAAAAACAUUGUACAGCUAUUUGUCUCUGAUUGGACAUACCGAGGCACCACUCAGUGAAGGGAUGUUUACAAAAAUGUCCCAUUAAACGAUAAAAUCUCUAUUUUUAUGUCCGAAUACAGGUCUGUCCAAUUAGAGGCAAAUCACUGUAGUUCCGCAAACUAUUUUUGUUUGUUGAGUGAUUUAGGCCAUGUUCUCACUGCAGCGGGGAGUCAACGUGGCGUGAGCGGGGCGUGUUCACUUCUCGCAACGACAUUUUAAUUCACUCACAUUGCACCGUGCCAACGGUGUGUCUUCGGCGUGUUUUAUACUAAUUGUCAAUGUGUAUUUUUGAAUGAAAGAAUGAAAAUUGGUUUAUUUCUAAAUAUUCUAACAUCGUUGGACGAACCGGGACAAAAAUCGGACGGUGAAAAACGUAAAAACUAAACAAAAACGCGAAACAUUAAAAUUAUGUCACUACUACAAUCAAACAUAUGCAAGAGAGAAGCGAAGAAGUACAAAUAUCGCCGGCGUGAUAUUUGAAAUCGCAUAAAAUGUAGAAACUCGAUUUUAUAUACCAUUAUCAAAUUAAGUCGCAAUUCGGUAUAAUAAACAUCAAUUUUAUGAUGUACAUUGUCGUAAAAUAUAUUUAAUCCGCAUCAUAUGCGUAUAUUACGCUGAUGCAGUUUGUGUGUCGUAUAAGCGUAUAAUUUAAAUCGAUUCAGUACUGUAGUAAAUCGUGUUGCAUGCUGAAGAAAAUCAUGAAACAGUAAAUCAUAUUAGAUCCUAAUAAAGAACAUAUUACAUCAUAUUGAAAUGUCAAUGAUGCCCUCGAACGUUUUAACCGCUGUUGAAUUAAAUUUCAGAUAGCCG